Molecule: messenger RNA, 1653 nt
Organism: Pyricularia grisea
Lineage: Eukaryota; Fungi; Ascomycota; Sordariomycetes; Magnaporthales; Pyriculariaceae
Exons: 1
Coding region: 1-1653 (550 amino acids)
Source: RefSeq, a predicted model, not a curated record
AUGGCUACCGAAACCGGCAAGACAUUAAAGAGCCUGCCUAAGGAGAUCAAGGUCAUGAUCGCUAGGCAGGUCGUCCAGGAAGAAUAUAUCAAGAACAAGACCGUAGCAAGAUACGCCACAGUCGAUAGAGCAUGGCAGUCCAUAGUCGAACAAGUUACCAUGAGAGAGCUCAACUUCUCAAAUGAGGACCUGAUAAUGUUUGAGAGCAUCUUCUCCGUCAUCCGCCGCCGCCAAUACCUCCAGUACAUUGGUUUGGAGUUCGUGUUCAAAAACCAAGUCGAGACCGUCAAUAAUGAUCACUGGACCUCCAGGGCCUACUGCAAGCACCUCGUUCGUUUGGACGCCGAGAUGAAUAGGGAAAGCAUCAACGAGGAGGAUGACUUCACCGCUUGGGACGCCAGGCACAUCAAUUUCGAUCUCACCAAUACGUUAUAUUGGUUCAUAAACUAUACGGCCUGCUGGAAAAGAUCCGAGAUCUCCCGCCGGGGCAUCUGUCUUGAGCUAGUCAGCAAGACGAGAAGCUACUGUCAGGAGCUGGCACGCCGAUUCCUGGAGUAUCACCCAACUAUCCUGACCGACUCCUCCAACACUGUUGAAGACAAUCAGCGCGCAUUCCUAUUCCAGAGCGCCUCCCGGGACUUUGACAGGCAGGCACAAUGGGAUGACGCAUUGGAGAGGGACUUGAAUACUCUUGCAGGGGACCUGACCUUCGAGUCCAUGACGUCCGAGUUCAUCAGUGGGAUCUCUAUCUCUGCCACCAACUUCCGGUACAUCAGCCCCCAUGUGAUCAAAACGCUGGCCAGCAAACUCCCCUUUGCUGAAUAUAUCGACUGGCAAUACAACUCCCGGUUCUGCUCCAAGAAGCAACAUGACAGGCUCAUCGACGAGCAGAUCGCCUUCGUCAAUCAACUCCCGGCCACGGUCAAGAAACUCUGCCUCCGUCAGAUCGGACACGGCCAGUUCUGGAGUUGGUCGGGCCGCCAGAUGGCUUACGACUCGCCCAAGCGCGGUGAGCUGGCCGCGGUGUUGGCGUUGCUGGCGGCGAAGCAGCUCAUAAAGCUGUCCGUCACGUGUGCCAUCGACGGGCUGGACUUUUUCAGGCUGGCAGGCCACAGAACCCUGUGGCCGUGGCUCAGGCACCUGACCCUCACGACUUCGUGCUUCGACGACGUGGAGCCGUCGUCCUCUGAGCCGCCGCGUGCGGCGCAGAUCCAGGGGGUCAUCUGGAGGGCGGGAAGAGCGGCCCUCAGGAUGCCGCAGCUCGGAUUUUUCACGCUCAACAACGCGAACCUCGAACGCGGCGUCGGCGUCUUCUUCAGCUUCAAGGUUCAAACGCACGAACCGCUCAACUUUGAGCCCUCCUCUGCCGUCAUUGAGCUCUUUGCAGAUGAGAGUAAUAAGCACGCCACCAAUGAUAUCCUGACUAGGCUUUCCCUGAGGAAGUGGCAAGAGGUCGCGGUCGGGAGGUGCCUGAAGCUUACAUUGAAUGUGGGUUGGAGUCGCAACGCCGAGAUGUACUGGCAGGGGACCUUGAUGGAAGGCAUGUCAAGCUGGGGGCGGUUGCGGCAGCCGAUGGUGCGGGAAAGGGGUGACGCUCUGCUGGAGGGUUUUGCAUCAGGGUCGGAAGCAUCCAGUUUAGCGGAGUCGACUUGA